GCCGUUUACAGCAUUAGACAAAUAGUAAACCUCUUGUAGCCGGUAAACACAUUGACUCCUGUGGCGGCAAACACCUGAUGUUUACUGGCUAGUCCGGUCACUUUUCUGGCUCUUUAUUUUCUCUCUGACCUCAGCUUUAUAGUUUAUACUCGCUUCGGUUCUCUGUUUCUCUACAGACGAUCACUGUUCGGUUAUUUUUGUUCUGAGAACAAUGAAGGGCGGCAAGGGUAAGGGUGCGACAUCGAAGGAAGCUUUGAAGCCUGUUGAUGACCGAAAGGUUGGAAAGAGGAAGGCUGCUGCUAAGGUUGAUAAGAGUAGUGCACUGAAAGCUAAGAAGGCAAAGAAGGACCCAAAUAAACCAAAGAGGCCUGCUAGUGCUUUCUUUGUUUUCCUUGAGGAGUUCAGGAAAACCUUCAAGAAAGACAAUCCUCAUGUGACUGCUGUGUCAGCUGUUGGGAAAGCUGCAGGAGAGAAGUGGAAAUCAAUGUCUCCUGAUGAAAAAGCUCCAUAUGAAGCCAAAGCAGCAAAAGGGAAGGUUGAAUAUGGAAAGCUUAUGAAUGCUUACAAUAAGAAACAGGAAGACAUAGCUGAUGAUGGUGAUGAGGAGUCUGACAAGUCAAAGUCUGAAGUGCAUGAUGAAGAGGAGGAUGAGGCCAAUGGGGAGAAAAAGCAUCAAUCGGUGGAGGAAGAAGAAGAGGAAGAGGUGGAAGAAGAAGAAGAGGAAGAUGAUGAAGAUGAAGAUGAUUGAAAUGGGAUGAUAAUGACUUGGACAUAUAAUGGUUGAAUUUUUGUCGUGUUAAUAUUCUCUUAGGCUAGACCUGCUGGCUUUUUUGAAAGAGGAAAAUAUUAUCCUUAUCGUGCUGUCAUAUGGUUUUUGUAACUUGUAUGAAGAUUCAGCAUGAAUUAUCCUCUUUUAUACAUAGUAGUUCUUGAUUCCCUGCCGA
Pistacia vera is the source of this 944-nucleotide messenger RNA. Its product is annotated as high mobility group B protein 1-like. NCBI's taxonomy places the organism in Eukaryota, Viridiplantae, Streptophyta, Magnoliopsida, Sapindales, Anacardiaceae. Bases 212 to 748 code for a protein of 178 amino acids. The record is from RefSeq and is a predicted model, not a curated record. The transcript has 8 exons.